AUGACUUACUCGACUUAUGCCUUCUACCUGGGCCGUCUGGGCAAAGAUACUGGUCUGGAAGACAAGCUGAUUAGCUAUUGCUUCCGCCGAGGCACGGCAAAUGCAGUUAACGGUGUUGCCUUAGAAGCCGACGCCCCUCUCGAGAGCGACAUCUCUGAUGAUGGGUUGACCCGGGCUUUUACGCAUAUGAGCAUUCGAUGCAACCCGGGCGCUCCAAAGGAAGUCCCUCGAGAGGUGAUGGACCCACUCCUCGCAGCGGAUCCGGAGAUCGUGAACACGCGCAAACCGAAUUCUUCCAGCCCUCGUAGCCGCGCAUCAUCUCAGAAGCUUGUAGCACUUAUGAGCACGAAGCCCCAAGGGAUAUCGAAGUCGAGGCGAGAGGAGACGACUCGAACGAAGAGAUCCAAGAAGCAACUUGGGAGCUGA
Mollisia scopiformis is the source of this 426-nucleotide messenger RNA. RefSeq lists its product as uncharacterized. Bases 1 to 426 code for a protein of 141 amino acids. The transcript has 3 exons. The record is from RefSeq and is a predicted model, not a curated record. NCBI's taxonomy places the organism in Eukaryota, Fungi, Ascomycota, Leotiomycetes, Helotiales, Mollisiaceae.